GUGGUACCGAGAGCGAUGGCGGCGGCGGUGGGUGUCUUCAUCGGGCAGGCGUGGAGCGGCGUGCCUUGGUUCGAGGCGGGUGCCGACCUCGGCGCCAUCGCGCCCUUCUCCUUCGGCUCCCUCCUCGGCAUGCAGCUCAUCUUCAUGGGACGGGUGGAGUCGAAGCGGUGGGUGGACUUCUUCAACCCGGAGUCGCAGUCGGUGGAAUGGGCUACCCCUUGGUAUCGCACGGCCGAGAACUUUGCCAACGCCACCGGCGCGCAGGGCUACCCGGGGGGCAAGUUCUUCGACCCCCUGUGCUUCGCCGGCACGCUCAGGGACGGCGUGUAUGUGCCAGACGUCGAGAAGCUCGAGCGGCUCAAGGUGGCGGAGAUUAAGCACGCACGGAUUGCUAUGCUUGCCAUGCUCGUCUUCUACUUCGAGGCUGGCCAAAGCAAGACUCCACUUGGAGCACUGGGCGUGUGA
Messenger RNA from Musa acuminata AAA Group (dessert banana), 465 nucleotides. Its product is annotated as chlorophyll a-b binding protein CP24 10A, chloroplastic-like. The coding region runs from base 16 to 465 and encodes 149 amino acids. Gene Ontology annotation, biological process: photosynthesis, light harvesting in photosystem I; response to light stimulus. Lineage: Eukaryota; Viridiplantae; Streptophyta; Magnoliopsida; Zingiberales; Musaceae. The transcript has a single exon. Gene Ontology annotation, cellular component: membrane. The record is from RefSeq and is a predicted model, not a curated record.